This is a messenger RNA of Alosa alosa (allis shad), 3667 nucleotides long. RefSeq names its product par-3 family cell polarity regulator alpha, b (gene pard3ab). Gene Ontology annotation, biological process: establishment of centrosome localization; establishment of cell polarity; establishment or maintenance of epithelial cell apical/basal polarity. The coding region runs from base 233 to 3574 and encodes 1113 amino acids. Gene Ontology annotation, molecular function: protein binding; phosphatidylinositol binding. Lineage: Eukaryota; Metazoa; Chordata; Actinopteri; Clupeiformes; Clupeidae. Gene Ontology annotation, cellular component: adherens junction; cell cortex; apical junction complex. The transcript has 22 exons. The record is from RefSeq and is a predicted model, not a curated record.
ACGGAGCGGGGCAGCGCAUACACUAAACAGGUGGUCACCCACACACAGUGCCGUACAAUGCGCCUACAUCAAACGCCUACGGGAUAUUCUAGGCGACUCUAGCGCUUUUGUUUUUAACAGAAAUCAAACGGCGCGACUGUCCAGAUUCAUGCGCACGGAUACGGAACCGUCGGCGCGUCGGACUUGAGUUUGUCCGCCGGGAUUCGAGCGCGGGCGCCGGGGGAACUUCGGAAUGAAAGUGACGGUGUGCUUCGGUCGAACCCGGGUGGUGGUCCCGUGCGGGGACGGGAAUAUCAAAAUCCACUCGCUCAUUCAGCAGGCUGUGACGCGCUACAAGAAAGCCAUCGCCAAGGACUCCGGCUACUGGCUUCAGGUCCACCGUUUGGAGCACAGUGAUGGUGGGAUUCUGGAUCUGGACGACACACUGUGUGACGUAGUAGAUGACAAGGACCGGCUGAUCUGUGUGUACGAUGAGGAGUCCCAGGUUGCCGAUGGCAACAGCAGCUCCACGGGCACGCAGAGUCCUGCCCUGUCCACCUCUGACCUUGGCUCCGCCCUCUCCGCGUUCCAGCCCUACAGCGGACUCAGCGAGAUCGAGGUCACACCGUCUACACUGCGCACCAGUAUGCCACUGCACGUGCGGCGCAGCAGUGACCCUGCUCUGGUGAGUGUAGCGGUCGUCUCUCUGACAGAAGUUCCCCAGCGUCCAGACGCCCCAUCCAGGCGAAACCCAACUCGCUGGUCAGCUAGCACCGGACCCAAGGGUCGGGGUGGGGACACGUACCGCAGUCUUCCUCGUGACGCAGGCCAGUGGGCCAAUCAGGCGGAGUUUCAACGAGAGACCGCCCGCUCCUCACUGAGCGCUAACCAUCCUUUGGUGGACCGCUGGCUAGAAAGACAAGAGCAGGAGGAGGAAGAAGAAGAAGAAGAAGAGAGCAGCCGGAUCGAACCGGUUGGCCAAGCGGACACCUGUCUGGAGCGCUCCCCUGUCAUAUCGCUAGAUGACAUCAUCAGACUGGUGGAAGUGUCCAAUGACGGAGGACCUCUGGGGAUCCAUGUGGUGCCCUUCAGCGGCCGCGACCGCAGGACUCUUGGCCUGCUGGUGCGGAGACUGGAGGUUGGUGGGAAGGCGGAGCUUCAGAGCCUUUUUCAGGAGAAUGACUGCAUUGUGCGCAUCAACAACACAGACCUGCGCAACACACGCUUCCAGCAAGCUCAGAGCAUGUUCCGACAGGCAAUGCGCUCUCCACUCAUCCAGUUCCAUGUGGUUCCAAGUGACAUGAAGGCGGAGUACGAGCGCCUGAUGCACGCAGAACACAACCCGGAGAACCCAGACAGCCGGUUCUACAACGCGGAACUCUGUAGCCCUGAGCUCCAGCACACACACGCACAUGCACACUCACACCCCCAAGCCUCUGGGCCCGUGGGCAAGCCCCCCCUGGGCCUCGGCCAAUCAGCACACAGGAGUCUGAACUCCACGCCCACACCAGGCUUCAGCAAGAAAAUCGGGAGGAAGCUCAGCAUCCAGCUCCGCAAGGGUCCAGAGGGGUUGGGCUUCAGUAUUACAUCACGUGACGUGCCCCUGGGAAGCUCCGCCCCCAUCUAUGUGAAGAACAUCCUCCCCCGAGGAGCCGCCAUCCAAGAUGGCCGCCUGAGAGCAGGAGACCGACUACUGCAGGUGAGUGGCGUAGACCUGAGUGGGAGGAGCCAAGAGGAGGCGGUGUCUUUGCUGAGAGCCACGCCCAUGGGUGGGAUCAUAAAGCUUCUCGUCCUUCGUCAAGAGGAUGCCUUCACUGCAGAGGGGGCAGUGAAGGACAAUGAGCGUGUCUUGACCUCUGAGCGGGGUCGUGAGGUCAUGACCUUAGAGAUUCCUCUCAGUGACUCGGGCUCGGCAGGGCUAGGGGUCAGUGUCAAGGGCAACCGUUCCCGGGAGACGCACAACGACCUUGGCAUCUUCGUCAAAUCUAUUAUCAACGGAGGGGCUGCCUGCAAGGAUGGACGGCUGCACGUAAACGACCAGCUGAUCGCUGUGAACGGAGAGUCGUUGCUAGGGACGACCAACCAGGACGCCAUGGAGACGCUGCGCAGGUCCAUGUCCACCGAGGGCAACAAGAGAGGAAUGAUCCAGCUGAUGAUCGCCCGGCGGGACAAGCAGCCGGAGGCCAUGGGCAGUCCCAGAGGGGCAGGCCGUGUGCUAAGCCCCUCCCCUGAGGAGCGUGAGCGCCGCAUCUCCCACUCCAUGUACGGUGGCCUGGAGGGACAUCAGGAGCCUGGACGCCCUCCCACCAACAUGAUGGGAAACCACCAGGGUCCCUACCAGCUGUCCCCUACGGUGAACAUGCCUCAGGACGACACAGUGAUGAUUGAGGACGACAGGCCAACACUCUUCCCUGUCCACCUCUCUGACCACUCCUCCACCAGUUCCCACGACGACAUGGGCUUCGCCACGGAAACGCUUCCUCCCUGGACCACUGAUUUGGGCUCGCUUGACGAGAGUCCUGUGGCUGCAGACGUGUGUGAGGCGGGGGCUGAUGGGGUGUUUGAGAGGGAGGGCUUCGGCAGGCAGAGCGUGUCUGAGAAGCGCACCAAGCAGCAUGGAGACGCCAGCAAGCUGGAGAUCCUCAAAGCACGCAAGUCCAAAAGCAUGGACCUGGUAGCCGACGAGGCUAACCUCUCCUCCCAACCUGAACAAGAAGCAGGUUGGUCGCCUCCAGAGGUUGGCCCCGCCCUCGGCCUGCAGAAGUCCAGCUCAUUGGAGAGCCUCCAGACGGCGGUCGCCACGGUGACGCUGAAUGGGGACCACCCUUUCCAUCGCCCGAGGCCUCGCAUUAUCAGGGGGCGUGGCUGCAACGAGAGUUUCCGCGCCGCUAUCGACAAAUCCUACGACAACAGCGGACCGCUUACCAACGAGGAGGAGGACGAGGGCAUGGAGACUUUGGAUGAAGACACAGAGGAGAGCUCGCGAUCAGGUCGUGACUCGGUCUCCACAGUGGCUGACCACACGCCCCUGUCAAUUGUAGAGGGAAUGCUUACCAAUGGCAGCCAGUCCAAGAGUGAGAAAAAGAGGGAGAAAGGGGGGAAGGAGAAGAAGAAGCCAGAGAAAGAGAAGGAACGAGAGAAAGAGAAGAGCAAAGCCAAGAAAGGUUCAGUGCUCAAGGGCCUCGGAGACAUGUUCAGGUUUGGAAAGCAUCGUAAAGAUGAGCCAUCUGAGAGGCGUGGCUUCACUAAGUGGCGCCCAGAUGAGACUCAAGCAUCAGAUGAAGAGAUGCAGCGCAUGAGACUGGAACAGGAGAGGAUUCAGGCUAAGACGCGUGAACUGAGGGAGAAGCAGGCCCGGGAGCGUGACUGCAUGGACACACUGGACUCUAUCCACCCUCAUAUACACACGCUGACACGCACAAACACGCCACGCUCAAACACACACACCCCGCUGCCGGCCAACGAGCGGCCUUACACACCCCUCACACCCCAGGGCACGCCGCUGGACAGCAGACAUGCUCACACACACGCACACACACACCCGGGCAGCCCAGGAGAGGGGUCAAGGGCCAACUGGACGCACCGCCUCAACUGACAGGGUGCCUGGUAACCACAGUAACCAUGAGCGGAUUCAGCUCUUGCGCCAGGAGUUCCAUUCUACUCGUCACGGGGACGAGCUAAAUGAGCA